Messenger RNA from Xenopus tropicalis (tropical clawed frog), 8075 nucleotides. Lineage: Eukaryota; Metazoa; Chordata; Amphibia; Anura; Pipidae. The record is from RefSeq and is a predicted model, not a curated record.
CAAGCUGCGCCUUAAUGCGAGAGCCUUCUAAGCCCCGCCCCCUCCUGUCACACACGUCAGCUGGAGGGGUGUGUAGAGAAUUUAGAUGAAAAAUAACAAGGAAGAUUUUGAUCGGGAGAAGACACCCUGUUGGGGGCUUGUAAGGACCAGGCGCUAGGGCAGGGCAUAUUGGUGCUGUGAGGGAAUCAUCACGCCUCGGCUGCGGCAGAGAAAUAAAGGGUGAAAAAAGAGUUUGGAGCUAGUGGGACGCCAGCCCUCUCUCAUUCUUAGCUUGUUCAGUGUCACAAUGUCAUCAGAUCCCACCACUCCCACUCAGCCUCUCCACUCUCCUAAAUCUCCAGUCGCCACUUCAUAUCCGUUCCACAGGGAAGGGAGCAGGCUGUGGGAGAGAAGUCACCUCCUUUUGGGGGAACUUCCUAGCCCCCUGCCAACCAAGAGGACACGGACAUAUUCAGCCACUGCCCGUGCCUCUGCAGGACCCAUUUACAAAGGCGUCUGCAAACAGUUUUCACGUUCCCAAGGUCAUGGCUUCAUCACCCCUGAAAAUGGAACAGAAGACAUAUUUGUGCACAUUUCUGAUAUUGAGGGAGAGUAUGUGCCAGUCGAGGGAGACGAGGUUACAUUCAAGAUGUGCCCAAUUCCACCCAAGAACCAGAAAUUUCAGGCUGUGGAGGUCAUCUUGACUCAUCUCUCCCCUCACACAAAGCAUGAGACAUGGUCAGGACAGAUCAUCAGCUCAUAGACUGUACCAGAAAUUUUCAGAUAUGGUGGGGACCAAACAAGAUAACUGCCAUGUUAACCUUGUGUCUACAGCUGCCACCAGCUGGCCACCAGAUCUUCCAGAAAGGUUGAGCCAACAUAUACUGACAUCUUUCUCAGAAUAUUAUGGGAAUUUCAGCCCCAAAGAGAUAAGAAGAUUAGCAGUAAGGACUGGUUCAAGCUAUCUGUAAGAUCUAAAACAGCCUACAUUAAAAACAUAUUUUGGUGCCAUUAUCACCACUAACAUGGUAUUGGAAACCUGGUGUCUAAAAUCUGCGACUACAAAUGAAUAAGGCUGUGACACAGGCGGCAUGGCAGGUGCAAAGCAAUUGUUCUGCAGUAAUUAUGGUUCCUUUAUGUGGGUUUGCUUUUUGGAAAUCUUGUUUGAAGAAAAUAUCCAAAAGCCAAGUGUUUAUGGGGCUGAAAUCUGAAAAUGACCAAAUCAGGUCUCUUUCUCUAUUGUUCUCAAUUGUCGAAAAAAUGCAUUUCUACCCUUUAAUUCAUCACAAUGCCUUGUUGCUAAGACUGCGGGGUUAUGGAUACAAGUGGGGCAGUGCUACAUUCAUUUCUUUCUUUUUUUGUUGCACUAUAUUGUUCAGAUUUUUAUUUCUGCCUUUGGUUGUGUUCUUUUUUCUUUUAUAGACACAAAUUUAGCUUUUUCAUCACCUGAACUCUGGAGAAGAGAUGUUUGUGUCGCAUAAUUGCAUAUUUUAUACAUUUACACAUAGGGUGUACUGAUAUAAUAGAGUUCACAUGCUAGCAUGGCUAAGGGGGAAUUGGCGCUGCAUUUUACUUCCUGUGAGGCAAGAAUUCAAGGAAACGGUUUUGACAGAAGCAUAAUUUGUAUAUAAGCUAAAAUACAGUUUUCAUUAGAUGCCUGCUUACUUUGAAUUUAGAAAAAUGUUAUUUUCUGUGUCAUACUUGGCUGUGGUAAAAUAAAGAUACACUGGCACAGCGGGCCAAGUAAAUGCAGGGUCAACCCCUGCAAGUUAAUGAGUUAGCUUACAGUAGACUCAUUAAAAUUGCAAGGGAUGUCCUUGCAGUGGACACAUUUAAACUUACAAGGGUUGUCCCUGAAUUCACUUGCCCUGCUGAGCCAUUGUGCAUUUCUUUAAAUGUGUAUAGGAGAGUGCCAAUCCCUCUGGCACUGAACACUGGGCUUACAUUUAUUAGGAAGGCUAGGGUGUGCUGAUAACUUGUUUUAAACUUAUGCAUGGCAUAAAACUCUAGAGAAAAUAAGUGGACACAAACACAAAAAGGGAAAGAAAUAGUCACCUUCUAAUUAUCAGUUGCUGGAUAUUUCACUACUGUUUUGCUCUUAUAAAAGUAUUGUAUGGUGCUGUAGUGCCACGUUUAAUUGGAAGACAUUCUUUUGCAACCACCAUCAUUGUUUGUUGCUGGCUACAGCUUUUCUUGCAGUUAGUUUGUGACCAUGAUUGAUUAUCAUGAUAUUCUCCUGGUUGUGGGGCAGUGAUAUUUACUCAAACGUUGUUAAAACCAAUUAGGCUAAUUUUGCAUGAUCAGCUUUUUAUAUGAUGUGAUGUGAGUAGCUUUUGUCAGCUCCAGUGCAGAGUUAUUUCAAAUUAAUGCUGCUGCAUUUAGCAGACAGGGGUCUAACACUGAAAGGAGCCAUAAACAUCUCAAAAAGGCUGGUGACUACUGGUCUAUUGGUUAUGGUCAGGAUCAGAGGUUGACUCAGUUUAGGGAACUGAGGGAUGAACAGCCUAUGAAUCCCUAAGGGUGAAGACACACAGAGCUACUAGUUGCAGCUACUGGUCAUGGCAACUAAACUACACAAUGCUGAUCAUUUACUGAUAUUUUUCUCUACGUAUGUUUUAGCAGAGGCAAUUCCCAGUAUUAUCUAUGGCCAGGUUUAGUAGCUGUGAAAAAGUAGUUGCAACUAAUAGCUCAGUGUGUCUUCACCCUAACUGUUGUUAAGCUACACCUUUGAAAGUUGCAGUUUCCCAACAGCUGUAGGGCUGAAGGUGGAAUAUCCUUAUUUAUGUAUCUGUUCAUAGAACCCAAAAAGUACACACAACAGAUUAUGGAGUUGUUGUGAUGAUAAUACUAAUAAGCAAAUCCCUCAACUUACAUUCCCUGGUGUGCUGGUCCCAUGGCUGCUGUCAGACACAACCAGCAAAAGAAUGCUGGUGCUCUAUUAACGUGAAGUGGGUCUUCCCAAGAUUUAGUAUUGUGCUGGGGAACACCAUAGCAAAAUAUAAUAAUGACUCCCCUGCUCUGAUCCAUAUCACUGAAUAACUGUCAGCCUUACAAGCUAUCGUUGGGAUUGUGCAUUUUCAGUACUAAUCUACAGAAUACUGCAGUAUCUGUGCUGCUUUAAAUGACUUAAUUGCAGGGUAUAAUUCUUGUAAUAAUGUUUCUUGUAAAAGCUAAAUUUGUAUGCCUUUGGGGAUUAAAGAGCUCAAAGCAUUGAAAACCCCUCUUGCGCUCACAUCUAUAUGGAACUCUUUCAUUGCCAAUCACACAGACAGCAAGACGACCAAUCCUAUGCACAGGCCCACAGUCAUUCUUCUUCAUUGGUCCGCAGCCUGCAGCCUUUCUGCUUGGAUCGCUACAAGAAAAAUCUAAAAAACAAAAAGUAUUGUUUUCAAAAAGCCUCAACUUACAGCCUCAAAUAAAGGGCCAGAUUCUUUUCUAUGAGGAAAUAUUAUUUUUCAGUUUUUCACGUGAAAAAUUUUGGUCGAGAUUGAGUUUGAGGGGAAAAACUUUUCUCCUAAUUUAGUUCCAGUUUCUUUUCCCAUAGACUUCAAUAUUGUUAUCACUUGAUAAACAGUGAGAUACAUUUUUCUCAUUACAUUGCAUCUGGAUCUAUGGGAAAAUCUGGUAUUGAAUCAGCGGGUUAGCUUUUCUUAUCAAACUGAAUCUGGCCCAAAGUGUUUCGUUCAUGUGGGUGCACUCUACCCUGUCCCUUAAUAUGAGAAACAUCUGGAAAAGAUAUGUCAUGUAGCACCAAACAAGUACAGGUAUGGGAUCCCUUAUCCAGAAACCAUUUAUCCAGAAAGUUCCGAAUUAUGGAAAGGCCAUCUCCUAUAGACUCCAUUAUAAGCAAAUAAUUCUAAUUUAAAAAAAUGAUUUCCUUUUUCCCUCUAACAAUAAACAGUACCUUGUACUUGAUCACAACUAAGAUAUAAGUAAUCCUUAUUGGAGGAAAAACAAUCCUAUUGGGUUUAUUCAAUAUUUAAAUUAUUUUUAGCAGACUUAAGUUGUGGAGAUCCAAAUUACGGAUUACUUGAGCAUUCUGGAUAACAGGUCCCAUACCCGUAACUCUGUCAAAUAUCCAGACAGCACAACACUGUUUCUUGUACUGUCUGUAAUCGCCAUAGAUAUGACAGUUUUGUGGCAAAGACUUUUCCAUGGAAAAAUGGUACACAUUUUGUCCAAUUUUCUGAAAAAAUUUUGUCACUGGUGGUACAUUAUCCUUAUAGAAAUGGAAACCCUGGAUCAGUAUAACAGAACCCAAGAUAAACCGUCAGCCAGGGACGCCUGUAUAAAAUAUCUGGUCUGAGUGUCAUUGACUGUGGAUUGAAACCCCAAAUGUUUAUAUUGUAUUAAUGCACAGAUAUUAACUCCAGUCUGUUCACUGGGCCCCCAUUCAGGUCUAGCCCUGAAUAAUAAGUAGCUGGACAUUGCUAAAGUGGCAAAAUGCUGAUGCCUUGCUGUACAAGCAGCAUAUAUUUUACCUGUAGUUGCCAUGGAAAUAGGCCUCAGGCAGUUUCAGUGGUGAUCACUUUGUUCCUGGUGGAAAGGCAUCACAGAGAGAUUAGUCACCUGUGUUAGAAGGGAUCUAUAGUGGAAAAUAAAUCGGGACACCAUGGGACAUCAACCUUAUGGUGGCCAUACACUGUAAGAUCUGCUCGUUUGGCAAGAUCGCCAAGUGAGCAGAUAUUCUUCCGAUAUGCCGACCUCUGGGUGGGCAAUAUUGGGCUAACUUGGGCAUUUGGCCUCAGGGCCCUGAGGCCAAACAAUCAAAUGAAAACGGCGGAUAUACGCAUAGGGACCGCAUCUGCAUCAAUGAGCUGAUGCGGUCCCCAAUCCAAUGAAAAAAUCAAACCUGUCCGAUUGAUAUCUGCCCGAUUGAUAUCUGCUAUGUCAGUCGGGUAGGCCCAUAGUUUGUGCCCAUGCAUGGGCAGAUAAGCUGCCGAAUCAGUUUUAUCGGCAGCUAAAAUCGGCUAGUUUAUGACCACUUUUAGGCUGAUGGCAGAUAAAGAGAUUAGUCGUCCAUGAUAAAUCUAUUUUACCACAGGCAACUAAUCUACUAAAAUUGCAUUUCUGCCGGUAGGAACACUUACCAGUUGGUUCAGCUUUGUGAAGUAUCCCAAAGUUACUUUGUCUGUCAUAGCCCUUAAAGUGCAUCACACAGACCAAGCGUUUGUUUUCAUGUAAUUGAGACUUGGUGUUUCUUGGGCUCUGAAUGAUACCCCAUUUUUCCAUAACUGAGGAGGCAGGAUGGCUUCUCCCAUUGAUUGGAAUAAUGUAGAAUGUACAGUACGUAGAAUAAGCGGUGUCUAUUGGUAAAAUGUAUCCCUAAAAAAAAAUUAUGUAUGUGUAAAAAGGCUGAGGCACACACUUAUAGGAGUUACAACCUGGCUGCAAAGCAGAGAGACAAUAUCAAUAUGUAAAAAAUGCUGAUGCACACCAGGAAAAAAAAAGGAUACUCAUUUUAUUUGCCUCUUGAUGGGGAAAUAUAUCAUAUAUCAUCAAGAGGCAAACUUUCUGGCUUUAUGGCAUGUUUACUAAAAUGUAAAUAUACUUCUCAUCUACUAAAACAUCUCAAGAGAGAAAAGUGUGAAAAUUUGUUGUGUGAUUUUUUUUGAGGUGAGAAUUUUUGCAAAAUAGAAAUGGUAUGUGUGGGAUAUUAGUAUAAAAGAAGUGAUGUAGAUAAUAUGAUGCAAAAGCAGGUAUUCUAUCUUGCUAUGAGGAAAAGUAAGAACCUUGCCUCCGGCGGCAGUGAGCGGCCACUUACCAGGGGCAGCAAAAAUUUUGUUGAAUUUGAAUUUUUAAAAACAAAAAUUCAGCUCUGCUGCAAACAGCACUAAUACGAUGCGGUCCCCUUUGGACCCACUCCUUCGCUAAAGUUGUAAGCACGGGCGCAGUUUGGUACCUGUGCUGGCAAAUGAUCCCUUUAGUUUUAAAAAUAAAAAUGACCUGGCUAUUAGAUUUUGUGUGGAAGUAAUUUGUUUCUACCAGCACCAUUACUAUUUUAUCAAAGCCAACCCAGUGCUCUCCCUUUCUAAGGCAAAUGGCUACUCUGCUAUAAGUUGUUUAAGCCACUAGACUAUAGGUACACCAGGUUGAUUCUUGGCCUAUGGAUAAACACAGGCCAUGAAUCAGCCCCCACUUUUGUGCCUGUACUCUGAGCCACUGUGUCUUGUGUUUCAGUGCCGAAAUCUACUCCAUGUGCCUGCGCCCGGGCCAACACAGGGGUAGGUUUAUAGCAGUGUAGGGGCAGAUCUUGGGUCUGCAUUAAUCCUCAGGCCAAGUGCCCUAGCCUUUCAUACCUAGACUGGAUACAAUAUUUUAUAGACCAUUUUAUACUUAUAAGGGCUAUAAGGUGUAAGUGCAAGGUGCAAGGUGUAAAAUUCACACACAGUCCACCAUGUUUUUUUACCCACAAUGUAGCAUUAUUAUCCCAGAAACCCAGCAUAAUUUCAGAUGUCUGCAAAGUAAAGUGUGCUGCAACUUGCAGUUCUGUCAACCAAACCCAUGAACCAUGGGGAGAUCAUGAACCAGAUUUGUUUUUUUUAUGCCUGAAUUUCUCUUCACACUAAAUGAUAAAAUAAUAAAAGGUCUCAAAAAGGCCUGAAGUGGAUGAUUAUUUCCCUCAUGACAUGGGGUUGGUUGACAGCUCUGAACUUAUGAUGUACCUGUGGGUUUCUUUACAGUUUUACCAAAUUUCAUAGAUGCAUAUUUACACGCAAUUUUGUGCUUUGUACCGCACCUGCCAUUUGUUAAAACAAAGCUCAAACUAAAAGGCGGCAUGGCUGUGGCAAAUGAAGUGGAAAUUAUUUUGAUUAAUUAACGAAUGUGCUUUUAUCCCAAUUUAUUUCAUUAGCUCAAUGUGCUGCUCAGUUCAGCUAUUUUUUAACUCCAUGGAUACCAAAGCCAAAAUCCACAUAUAACUUCCAUUACGCUAGACCUGACUAGCAAAAAAGAGAUUUACUGCCUAAGUCCUACCCUGUCUUUAAAAUAUAGAAGUGAAUCAAUGAAAGAGCAAUUAGAAACACUUGGCACAUUCAUUGGGUUGUGUUGUGUCAGCAUUCUGAGGGACCGCUUUGGCCAACGUUCAUUGUAUGCAUUAAAUGAUUCUGUUCCUUCAGUGCUACAGAGUUCAUUCGCAACCUUCCCACUUCCAUCUCUUUACACUCAUCUGGGAAAUUAGUAUUUCCCACUUAAUUACAUUUUCUUCCCAUGGAUAUGAAAAUAACUGCUGCCAUGCAUAAAUAUGAAUGUGCCAAAAGCAGCUGGAUUCCUAUUUCUAAAAGCCCCCAAAACUCACAUAUUAAGAACUGCAGGUGGGGCUGGUGAGUGAACCUUUAUCACAUGAUAUACUACAUGAUAUAUAUUCCACCCAAUAUGAAGCAGAGCAGAUUGGGUGACUGCAGCCUCACAUCUGGCAAGUUAGGUUUGGCCAAAUCUGUUGAUGGCAAUGUUAUGCAGAAAGUGGCUGUGUCAAAUGUGCAGGCUUUUAAUGUUACAUUUCUUUUGCACUGGUGUCUAUAUUUAGUAUUUACUUUGACUAUAUAUGAUUUAAAAGACAUGUUAAGUCUAUCGCACUGGGGCCUGUGGAAAAAACUAUCUGAGCACCGCACCAUUAUCUGCUUAGGUCACUUGGCGAUUGGCGUUCUGCACAUGCGCAUAAACAAAAAUCUGUAUACUCUACUGUGCAUGGAUGAACGGGAAUACACGCAGGGGAUGCCUGGGACUGCCAGUAGAAAGGAAAGUAAAAUGGUAGCGCAGCACUCCGUUUUUUUCCACAAGCUGGUCCGGUCCCUUGUAAGAGGAGCACCAACCUGGGAAACAAACAUAGCGAUCUAUUUCACUGGGGCUCUACCAUUAGCCUUUAAUUUUGUUUUCUACUCCCAGAUACAUUAAAGUGUUUUUCUAAUGCCCUAAAAUGUCUCCCCAUUGGAGGGGGGGGGGGGGGGUCAGUGUGCUAACUGCUGCCUUUUUUCUCACCUUGGGUAAAACAUUUAGAAAUUGUUAUGUAUGUGUCUUUGUUCCAAAGCUGGUAGUCUGUGUCUGAUUAAUUUAAGUCUGUGUGUUGGCAAUAAUGAAUAAAAUGCAAUAAAACAAAA